Auanema sp. JU1783 is the source of this 1549-nucleotide messenger RNA. NCBI's taxonomy places the organism in Eukaryota, Metazoa, Nematoda, Chromadorea, Rhabditida, Rhabditidae. The record is from the annotation of a GenBank genome assembly.
UGUCUCCUCAUAGAGAAAUGCAAUUCGAUGCUUACUCCGUUCGUUUGACUGAAAAUGAGGAACAUGAUACCGAAGUUCAACCAGUGCUUGCAGAAACUGUCAUCGACCUUUCCUCUUCUUUUAACUGCGAAACAGAACGUCAAACACAAUCCCGACAAUCCGAUUUCGAGCAAAGCAAUAAAGAUGAAGAAACCUACGGGGAGGCCAGAGAAGAGCAGAACAACAUGAAUGAUAUCAUAAACUCUCAAUCACAGUAUGACGAAUCUCAUGAACAAGCUUCCGACGAAGAUCUUGCUAACCCAACAAAAGUUGCAAUUCUACCUGAGAAAACAUCAAUUGAGGAAGAAACUGAAAUCCAGGAAGAACAAGAAUCUGUGCAUAGCCAAACACAAGAAACUAAUACAACAUCAACAUCUGAGUAUAUCGGGAUCAGGAGAUCUCAACCUUCACAAGAUGAAGAACAUUCAUCCGAUGAUCAGCAGAGAUUUGAGGAGGCAUUCAUCUCCUCAUCAACAUCAGUGCUCAACCCCACGGUAGAUAUUAUGGCGCAACAAACAAUUGAAAACCAAGAAGAUGCUGAAGAAAAAAUCUGCAGUUCACAUUCUCCCGUUUCUUCAGAGAUUCAUCACCAUUCUGAUGUUUAUUCAGCCCAUUCCACUCAGAAUGAGGAAUCACAUAUCGAGAAUACUGAUUCUCCUAUUCCUUUCUCGAAUGAGGAACAGAGUGAAAAACGUCAUACAGAAGGUGAACCUGUGCGUGAAGAAACUAACGUCAGCUUCCACCCUGUUUCAAACUGGGAGACUGAACCUAAGGCAGAUUCCGGGAUCGCCGCGUAUGAGCAGAACAGUGCAGAAGACGUCAGUGAUAUUGCCGAAAACAGCUCUGAGGCUGAUGUCUUUACAGAGAAACAUUCAACCGUUUCUGAAGAAGAGAACGAAAAUAUCGUAAUGACUGAUGAAUCACAAACGACUAAAUUUUCUGAACCUUUUACCUCACACGUAAUCGAAGCUUCAGAAUAUGGAGGUUCUAACCCUUAUGAAGAGGUGAAGGAUGAAGUAAUGCUACCAGAAAGUUCAGAUACCGAUGUGGAAGAUUCCAGUGUUGGUUUCGGUGACAGAGCCUUGAGUUUCGCCAAGAAAGCUGGAGCUAUCGCAGGAGCAGCAGUUGUAGCUCCUGUUGGUAUAGCAGCCUUGGGAGCCAAAGCAGCUUAUGAAGCAAUAAAGGAGCAUGGACAAUCUUCCUCUUUGCAUUCUCCAGAAGAUGAGUAUUCCCAAAAUGGGAUUGAUGACACUAUGAAUGAAAUAUCCCAAACAUCUCAUGAUCAACAGAUUGUUAUUUCUGAAGAACGAUUCCAGGAGCACAAUUACGGUCCGGAGUCGAUUAGCGAUGAAAGAGAGAAGCAAAUGGAAGCCUCAACUACAAGUUCACUCGAUGAAGAGAGACUGGAGUUUGGCUCUGAGUCUGACCGCAAAAAUGAUUUGAUUACAACUACAACAGUUCCAGCAAUACUUGAUACGUUAGAAAGCAGUAACGUCGAAGCAGGAAAUAA